Arxiozyma heterogenica is the source of this 903-nucleotide messenger RNA. RefSeq names its product endonuclease (gene SLX1). Gene Ontology annotation, molecular function: crossover junction DNA endonuclease activity; 5'-flap endonuclease activity. The record is from RefSeq and is a predicted model, not a curated record. Gene Ontology annotation, cellular component: Slx1-Slx4 complex. Gene Ontology annotation, biological process: double-strand break repair via homologous recombination. The transcript has a single exon. NCBI's taxonomy places the organism in Eukaryota, Fungi, Ascomycota, Saccharomycetes, Saccharomycetales, Saccharomycetaceae. The coding region runs from base 1 to 903 and encodes 300 amino acids.
AUGUCAGGUUUUACUCCCUUCUAUUGUUGUUAUUUACUACAUUCAAUUAACAAGAAGCAGUCAUUUUAUAUUGGAUCAACACCAAAUCCUGAAAAACGGUUGCGACAACACAACGGAUCAUUAACUCAUGGCGGUGCAUAUAGAACCAAAAGACUUGGAACUCGACCCUGGGAAAUGGUCAUGUUUGUAUAUGGAUUUCCUAACAGAAUUGUUGCCUUGCAGUUUGAGCAUGCAUGGCAACAUGGAUAUCAAACUCAUUUCAUUGCUCCUGAAGAAAGAGUAAUUAAACAUAAGAAUGGUGGUAGAUCGCUUAAAUAUAGGUUAGGCGUCGUUCGAUUGUUAUUAAAGAACCAAUUUUUUCAAAGAUUGGAUCUAAAAGUACAAUUUUUUAAUAAAAAUGCUUUACAAUGUUGGAAGCAGAAUGAAUUUCAUAUUGAAACGCCAUUUCCGUUAGAAGCAGAUAUCUCUGAUGGAUCUUUGGAAGAUAUGAAAAUGACAACUACUCACACUGUAGAUGAUAUACUAGAUUAUGCUCAAGCAAAUUUAGAACUUGUAACUAAUUUCUAUAAACAAGAAAAAAACAAAUUUGAAACUGUUAUGAUUGCUUUCUGUGAUAGCUUAUCAAAUGGAUAUCUUAAAUGUGAUAUAUGUCAACAAGAAUUUGACUAUAUGGAUGAAGAUUCUACAUUAAAACCUUAUAUUGCAUUUUGUCUUAAUUAUACAACUUGUAAUAGUCAUUUUCAUCUUGAAUGUUUAUAUAAGAAAUAUAUAUCAGAGGAAGAAAAUGUAACAGAGUCUAAAAUUAUUCCCACGGGUGGUGAAUGUCCAAUUUGUCAUGUAUCGAUGAAAUGGACAGAUAUUGUGAAAUAUUCCUGUGGAAUAAAAUGUAAAUAUGGUGAAUGA